Molecule: messenger RNA, 335 nt
Organism: Eimeria necatrix
Lineage: Eukaryota; Apicomplexa; Conoidasida; Eucoccidiorida; Eimeriidae
Product: Eukaryotic initiation factor 2 alpha subunit, related
Exons: 1
Cellular component (GO): eukaryotic 48S preinitiation complex; eukaryotic translation initiation factor 2B complex; multi-eIF complex
Molecular function (GO): RNA binding; ribosome binding; translation initiation factor activity
Source: RefSeq, a predicted model, not a curated record
AUGUCGCGCCCGCCUCCCUCCCCGCCCCCGCUGCAGCAGCAGCAGCAGCAGCAGCAGCAGCAGCAGCGCAGCAGCCUCGGAGAUCUCCGCUUUUACGAGCGGAAGUUCCCCGAAUUGGAAGAACUUGUGAUGGUAAAAGUCCAAAGAAUUGCCGAAAUGGGGGCUUAUGUUUCCCUCUUAGAAUAUAAUAACAUCGAAGGAAUGAUUCUCAUGAGCGAACUUUCCAAAAGAAGAUUUCGCAGCGUCACAAAACUGGUGAAGGUCGGAAGGCUGGAGGCGGUGAUGGUGUUGAGGGUGGACGCGGUGAAGGGGUAUAUUGAUCUCAGCAAAAGCAG